UUUAAAUAUCAUUAUACGUGUAUUAAUUCAAUAUUUUUAUUGUACUGUUAAUGGCUAAGUAUUGAUUGUACUGAUGUCUCAGUUGUAGAAAAUAGCAGUAAAAGAUGGCUGGUGAAAUAUUUGCCACAAGUGUCCGUCUGGGAACUAUAAGAUUGUAUCCUCGCUUUGUCGAUUCUGGUUGCAAUAAUAAUAACAUCGAAAUUCAACUUGGUUUAAACGAAAUUACAUUUGUUGCAACAAGUGCUGAGAAUGAAGAUGAUGGGAAAGAAAUUGAUAUUAAAAUUCCAGUCCAGGCGAUACAUAAAGUACAAGCUCACUUACAAGGACAUUGUCCUGUCAUCUGGAUGAAUGUUAAUUCAGCCUGUGCUGCUGAACUAAGGACUUUGUGUGGAAUACAAGAUAAACAUGGAGCUUAUUUUGACCCAGACGCCAUAAAAUUUGCGGAACGUCAGAUAUCCAUCACUUCAAUAUCAACAUCCGAUUCACGGCCGUUUGCUUUACAAAAUCUUAUAAAGAAUUAUUUCUUCAAAAUUGCGAAACAAAUCAAGAUUAAGCCAGAUACUUUCUUCUCCAGCAUCAACCAACAACAAUGCAACGUCAAAUUAAUGCAGGUUGCUGAUGCAAUAACUAAGCUCGGUCACCAAAAGAAACCACGUAUACCAAGUACUUUUGGUAAGGGAAAUGAAACUCCCAAGAAACCACAAUUAAAAAGAAGCAAGCAGUCAGUUUCACCAUUAAAAGAAGAAACAAACAAGGAAGUAAAUAAUCAACCAGAGAAUAAUCAAGGAAGUUCAGAAAGUAAAACCAGUGAUAGUGAUGAUGUUCCUCCAAGACGUUCAAAAAGAAGGAAACUUUUACCACACAUUGAAAGCACGAGUGACACUGACCAAGAAGCAAGCAUUAUUCAACCAACUGUGGCAACCCCAUCCAAACCCACCCCACACCCCAUUGGUGAUGGUGAAAUGACACAUCAAGCACAAGGUGUAGAACAAAAUAAAAGUACAGAGACCAAAGUGGAAAUGAAGCCUGAAAAAGCAAACACUGGAAACAUGUUUGGCUCUGAUGAAGAUUUCACAGCCAGUAUUCUCCACAUGCUUAAGUCUUUUACUCCGAAAAAUAAAGCGCAAGCAAAGCUGGAAAUUCACAAAGUUUUGUUUAACAUUCAGUUUAAUUUGUCUGAAGAAUAAUUAUGGUUUUCAUUAUAAUAUUUUAUUCUUUUGUUUGGGUUCUACAUGUUUUUCUUCUUCAACUGAGUGAUUUGUAUGUAGUGGUACCACUGUUGCAAUCGGUAGUGUCUUAUUAUAUACAAUGCCAAUACAGCAGAAGCUUCGAUUUUUACACUUGCGGUCAUUCUGAAGCGUUUGACCAGUUCAACUGUAGCAUUACAUCAAACAGUUGCAUAAUUUUGCGCAUACAUCUAUAUUUAAAAAAAAAUAAAACUGUGAUGAGUUCCGUGAA
Messenger RNA from Ciona intestinalis (vase tunicate), 1458 nucleotides. Lineage: Eukaryota; Metazoa; Chordata; Ascidiacea; Phlebobranchia; Cionidae. The record is from RefSeq and is a predicted model, not a curated record.